Saxophila tyrrhenica is the source of this 1545-nucleotide messenger RNA. RefSeq names its product Cytochrome B translational activator protein cbs2 (gene CBS2). Gene Ontology annotation, biological process: tetrahydrofolate interconversion; folic acid metabolic process; L-serine catabolic process. Bases 1 to 1545 code for a protein of 514 amino acids. Lineage: Eukaryota; Fungi; Ascomycota; Dothideomycetes; Mycosphaerellales; Extremaceae. The transcript is spliced from 2 exons. The record is from RefSeq and is a predicted model, not a curated record. Gene Ontology annotation, molecular function: glycine hydroxymethyltransferase activity; zinc ion binding; cobalt ion binding. Gene Ontology annotation, cellular component: cytoplasm.
AUGCCGCUCACCCAAACCCUCACCACCCUCACCUGCCGCGCCUGCAAACGCCCCUCCCCCACCGCCCUCAAAACGUCCCUAUGGCGCGCAGCAAUGUCCACCGAGUCGCAGCAAAAGAUCCUCCAAUCGCACCUCAAAGACGCCGACCCUACCGUCUUCGACAUCAUCCGCAAAGAGAAGCGCCGGCAGAAACACUUCAUCAACCUCAUUCCAUCCGAGAACUUCACCUCGCAGGCCGUGCUCGAUGCGCUGGGGAGCGUGAUGCAGAAUAAGUACUCCGAGGGGUAUCCUGGCGCGAGGUAUUAUGGUGGGAACGAGUAUAUUGAUGAGGCGGAGCGGUUAUGUCAGAGCCGAGCGCUGGAGACGUUCGGGUUAAAGGAGAGUGAGUGGGGAGUCAAUGUGCAGCCUUUAAGUGGUAGCCCGGCGAACUUUGCGUUGGUCGGCACGCAUGAGCGGAUCAUGGGGUUGGAUCUACCGCACGGUGGGCAUUUGAGCCAUGGGUAUCAGACGCCGACGAAGAAGAUUUCGAUGAUCAGCAAGUACUUCGAGACGUUCCCGUACCGGCUGGAUGAGAAGACGGGGUUGAUUGAUUACGAAAAGUUGGAGGAGCUGGCGAUGUUGUAUAGGCCGAAGAUUGUCAUUGCGGGGACGAGUGCGUAUUCGCGGUUGAUUGAUUACAAGCGGUUCCGGGAGGUGGUGGAUAAGGUUGGAGGGGGAGCGUACUUGUUGGCGGAUAUGGCGCAUAUUUCUGGUCUGGUGGCGGGAGGUGUGAUACCCAGUCCGUUCGAGUAUGCGGAUGUGGUUACGACGACGACGCACAAGUCGCUCAGAGGGCCGAGAGGGGCCAUGAUCUUCUUCCGGAAGGGUGUGAGGAGUGUGGAUAAGAAGAGUGGGAAGGAGCAGAUGUACGAUCUUGAGGGUCCGAUCAACUCGUCUGUUUUCCCAGGGCACCAGGGUGGACCACACAACCAUACCAUCACCGCGUUGGCGGUUGCACUGCACCAGGCGCAGCAGAAGGAGUUCAAGGAGUAUCAGCAACAAGUACUGCAGAACUCGAAGUCGUUGGCAGCGAGGUUAGGAGAAGGGAAGAGCAGUGGUGGUUUGGGGUACAACAUCGUGAGCGGCGGCACAGACAACCAUCUUGUCCUCGUGGACCUAAAAGACAAAGGCAUCGACGGCGCGCGAGUAGAGCGUGUCCUCGAGCUCGUCGGCGUGGCGGCGAACAAGAAUACCGUGCCCGGCGACAAGAGCGCGAUGAAGCCCGGUGGUCUACGCAUGGGCACGCCCGCCAUGACGACGCGAGGAUUCACCGGUCCGGACUUUGAGAGGGUGGGAGAUAUCGUGCACCGCGCGGUGAACAUUUCGAAGAUGCUAGAUACGAAGGCCAAAGAGGCCGCGGAGAAGAGCGGGCGGAAGAACCCGGGGAGCGUGAAUGCUUUUAGAGAGUAUGUAGGUGAAGGUGAGGAGGUGGUGGAGGUUGUGGAGUUGAGGAGGGAGGUGGAGGAUUGGGUGGGUACGUUUGGGCUGCCUUGGACGCAAGAGUAG